Amorphotheca resinae ATCC 22711 is the source of this 1536-nucleotide messenger RNA. RefSeq lists its product as hypothetical. The transcript is spliced from 3 exons. Lineage: Eukaryota; Fungi; Ascomycota; Leotiomycetes; Helotiales; Amorphothecaceae. The record is from RefSeq and is a predicted model, not a curated record. The coding region runs from base 1 to 1536 and encodes 511 amino acids.
AUGCUCACUGAAGACGAAUCGUCCCGGGAUGGCCGGAAGAGGAAGCAUGAGGACGCUUCACCUCAACCUAACAAGAUAGCAAAAACUAGUGACCGUGAUACUCCAGGCUCUCAGCCUUCAGAUGUUGAUCCCGAAGACCCUCCCCGUAUCAUUUCGAAAGAAGCCCUAGCAAUGGUAAAAGAUCAGUUAAUACAGAUCACCACAAAAAAUCAAGGAAUGAAAGCAACCAUGCAAUCAAUGCGAGAAACAGUUGUCCGCGAGCUGAUGUUGAUUAUGAAAACGAGAAGAAUCGUCCUUGAGCAGCUGGGACGCCCAGAUCUCGAGGAGGGUAUGCGGCAGCCCUGCAGAGAUUUACUCGCCAAGCGGAAGCUGAACAUGGUCACUAAGGAAGAUGAGUUGAUCAGGUUAGAGAAAUUGCUCGGUGAUCAUGAAGCUGUGCUAGAGCAUGCCGAUUCCGCCUGUGUGGAACUGGAGGAGAAGAUCAUGGCAAUUGAGAAAGCGCAGUGGAGUCCUACAUUCACAUCCAAGGACUUUCCCCAGAUGGCUGCCCUCGCCCGGCUAACAGGCGGGGGGAACUAUCAAAACCCCACACCAGCGAUUAUUCAACCUCCUCCAGAAACAGGUCCAUCCUUUACCCUAUUUUCGAAAUUUCCUCUUGAGAUCCGUCUCCAGAUCUGGGAGGCUUGUCUCCCGGGCCCACGAAUCAUCACACACGAUUCCAAGCACAACAAGUCUCUAUCUCUGCUGGCAGCCUGUCGUGAGUCUCGGGAUGUCAUCAAAGCGAAGUAUUCGCGUGUUCUCAGCCCAGGUCCAUAUUUCCCUCUUGCAGCAACGUCAUUUAGCUAUGUAAAUCCUAAUAUCGAUACCGUCGUCAGGGAUUUGACAUUUCAGCAUGGUUCCCUCUUCGACCUUGAUGGCUCCGCCUUCAAUCUCAGCUGUUUCGUUCUAUUCAGUGGCUUGGCAAAGGUGAAGAAUUUAGCACUGGCAUUUGAUCUCCUGCAUGAGAACGGCGGGGAGCUAUUCGGGCCUCUGCAGGCUUGCUGCCCCAGCCUUCAAACCCUGAUCCUAUUUCCGAGCUCACAGCUGAGAGGAUCAACACGGCACGGCCCACGGCUUUCAGGCUGCGACGACCUACGGUUCAUCGAUAUAGAUUCGAAUCUUGUGGAUUUCGUCAGGCUUCGGUGGGACUGCUGUCGUGAUCGGCUCUUGAAGAGGAAAGCUCUUCGGGGUCUCGCAACUCUCACAGCGCUUAAUGGCACUGCACAGCAGUAUUCAAACGUUUUCCCGCAAUACAUAGAACAGUUUGGCCAGGCAUGGAAUCCAAGCAUUAGGGUUUGUUUGUUGACCAGCUGGAACGCACACGCUCAGGGCUGGCAGACAGGAUAUUUGGAGAUGGAUCGUUAUUCGAAAGGCUUCCCCGGCGAGGAUGGUAAUUUAUAUCGUGGUUUCAUUGAGUCGGGAAUCGUUUGUGACGCAAAGGGAGAAUUACUCAGUCGCUAUGAUGGAAUGGAGAGGCUGUUUCGGGAGCAUAUUUAA